Molecule: messenger RNA, 471 nt
Organism: Drosophila ficusphila
Lineage: Eukaryota; Metazoa; Arthropoda; Insecta; Diptera; Drosophilidae
Product: LYR motif-containing protein 2
Exons: 2
Coding region: 99-371 (90 amino acids)
Cellular component (GO): mitochondrion
Source: RefSeq, a predicted model, not a curated record
UUUUGUUUUGUAAAAUUGAUUACCAACUGAUAAUUAAAUUUAGAAUUCCUUAAUAACUUAGUAAAUUAUUUAACAAAUAAAAUAAAAAGCCACUAGAAAUGUCCAAGGUACCAAAAGCAGCUCUCAGUUUAAAGCAGUUUAUGCUACGCCAGGAGGUCCUGAAGCUCUAUCGGGACAUCUUCCGCACCAUUCGCCAGGUGCCCGACAAAAACAGUCAGCUUGAGUUGCGAUCCUGGGCGCGGCACGACUUUGAAACGAAUCGCCACCAGAACGACGAGGUAGCCAUUAAGAUGCUUCUUCAACAUGGUAGAAGGAGCCUAACAGAACUAAAAACCAGCCUCCAAUUGAGUGGAGUGAGUGAGGGCAAAUAGGAACAUUUUGAAUACCAAAUUUAGCUUAAUUUGAUUUUAUUUUUGAGCUCGACAACCGUAAGAAAAUAAAUACGAGUUAAGACUAAGGACUAUGACAAAA